Venturia canescens is the source of this 926-nucleotide messenger RNA. RefSeq lists its product as uncharacterized. NCBI's taxonomy places the organism in Eukaryota, Metazoa, Arthropoda, Insecta, Hymenoptera, Ichneumonidae. The transcript is spliced from 10 exons. Bases 327 to 926 code for a protein of 199 amino acids. The record is from RefSeq and is a predicted model, not a curated record.
AUUCAGCGUAUACGGACUCAGCCGCCGGACCAAUAACAUCAUCGAAUCUUACCACAGUCGACUGCAGCAUCGGAUGGAGACUCGUCCAGGUCCGUGGGAUUUUGUGUGUAAACUGCUGAAACUUCAAGCAGACGUGAAAGCCGACAUCGCACGUUUAAGGAACAACGUGCAAAUCGGCAGGCAUGCACGAUAUUCGACCGUUUUCAAACAGAAACAAUUGAUAAAAGCGUGGCGUGAACUCCAUACGCUGGAAAUCACUGUAGAUGAAUUCCUUGAUAUGGCGGCUGCCUUAAAAGGGCACGUGGAGAUCGUCAUGGCUCAACAGAAUGAGGAGGAAAAUGAUGAGAAUAAUGAAAUGCAGGAACGUCCACCGACUAGACACUCAGACCCAGAUUUCGAGCAAGAAAUAUUUGAAGACGAUCCCCCUCGAUGGCUUCUCGAUAAUGUUGUUGAACCAUCACCAAAUGAUUCUCCCGAUGACGGUCUUGACGUUAUCUCAAGUGACGGGUCUGCCUAUAGUUGAAUUCUUCAAUGAACAAGAAGACGAUCCACCAGAGAUGGAAAUUCCUCAUGACAUCGAAAGACCGAGAACGGUCUCACUCGAACUGAACAAUAUCGAAGAAGUCAUGCAGACCGACGACGAAUCGCGUCAACCUUUGCCGCUAGCAACAAACGAAGAAAUCCUCGACAUUGAUGAAAGCUCGCAUGGAUCAUUGUUAUUUGUAAAUAAUGAAAACGAUCCGAAAUCGAGAGAUCUGAGGAAUGUUGAAGGAACGACACCAGAAGCAACGCAGCCCGGUAAUAACGGUUGGAUUCGAAGACCAAGAAAGCGAAGAAGAGGGAACAACACGAACCAACCUCCCUCUGUUCUUACAACUCAAUCGACAGCUAAUCGCCAGAAGCGAAAUAGGCGAAGAAAAGGUUAA